Molecule: messenger RNA, 1340 nt
Organism: Amoebophrya sp. A120
Lineage: Eukaryota; Dinophyceae; Syndiniales; Amoebophryaceae
Source: the annotation of a GenBank genome assembly
GCGCGUCGCAGGACAAAGACUUCUUCGCUGAAGUUUGGAACUUUCUGCACGAACACGUCAGGCACUCCCCCUCCCCAACACCAGAAGCUUCUCGGGAGAGCAACUCGGACCUGAGCCGAAGCGUAAUUGUCUGGGACGAUCCCUCGACUUUUGAGCCUUCUUCCAAUAAACAUAGCACGGCUCGUACCGCCGCCAGCUCGUCUGCCUCAAGCGCGGGAUAUGGAGGCGCAGAUGCUCAGGAGACGACGUCUCUCGCGUUGCGAGAGCAGCGCUGCCGAAUCGCAAUGACUACGGAGUUUCUUUUUCAAGCUACACGCGAGGUGCGAUUUGCGCGCGCAUGGAGAUUCUCAACCUUCUAUGGUACUCACAUGUUUCGUUUGACGUUCAAACAUGCAACCUGUUGUCCAAUCUGAAAUGGUUUUUUGAAAUAUCUCUUCGACCGCAGCGACAGACUUCGCUUCAUCCCUUCGCGCACCCGAUGUUGGUUCAGGCUUUUCAACAUUAACCUAAGUACCCAAAUUGGUGUGAUAGAAUGAGAUUCUGACCGAUAUAACCAACUCACGCCAGGUUACUGCUUGAACACCACAAAAAAGGAAGACUUGCAGCAGAAAUGGCAUCCUGCAAAGAGACACCACUGGCCUGAGGAGCUCGAAUCUCGCCAGCCAGAUCUGUCCGCAGAUUCCUCACCCGUCCCGAUGACCUGGCACGCCGACUUCCAACGCGAAUUUCGCAAGCGCGCCAGAUUUUGGCGUGCAAAUUCGACCGGGCACGGGGCCGUUUGGAGUUAUCGCCAUUUUCGUUAUAUCUGGCUAAAGGCGCGUCGGAUGAAAAAUCGCUUGCUCACGAAGCCUACCGAGCUGAACUUUCACCAUCUUCUCGCUGAGACGCCUGACGUAGUUGACAUCUACAGAAACUUUGAUCCGAGGAGCGUCUAUACCUCGUUUCGUCCGAUAUACUGGCUGGACAAGGAAAAAGAUCAACUGUCGCGCCCGAGCAUACCUGACAUUCCGUAAACACCGAAACUCGCGACGCAGUCACCACCGACUGGGCCGUCAGCUGCAAGAUAACUGGCAUCGUUGCCGGAGGCGUACACGUUUCCUUCACGGUGUACGAAUGUCCAUGUCGUGGUCGCAGAAUAAAUAGCAAAGCGACUCGGUCUUUUCUCUGGCGUGACUCAGAUUGAAGUUUUGCUAAAUGCAAAGGCAACGACGGCGACCAGCAGUGCUGCUCUAUUCUUUGUCGCGUCACUGCUCCUAACUGUCCAGUGUGUGCAUGUUACGUUUCUUAGCGACACACGCGUACACGCGGCAAAAAAUGAACUGUAUUUAUUGUUGUUCUGU